AUGGGCUCCGGCGGCUCGCACGCGGCGCAGAUCCCCGACGCGGACAGCAUUCGGCAGGAGACGGGCUUCUCGCAGGCCACUCUGCUUCGCCUCUACCACCGGUUUCGGGCCCUGGACAGUAACAAGAAGGGCUACCUGAGCCGUGUGGACCUGCAGCAGAUCGGGGCGCUGGCUGUGAACCCCCUGGGAGAUCGCAUUAUAGACAGCUUCUUCCCUGAUGGGAGCCUGCGUGUGGACUUCCCAGACUUUGUCAGAGUCCUGGCUCAUUUCCGACCUGUAGAUGAUGAGGACACAGGAACCCGGGACCCCAGGGAACCUGAACCCCUAAACAGCAGAAUGAACAAACUUCGCUUUGCAUUUCAGCUCUAUGAUCUGGAUCGAGAUGGAAAGAUCUCCAGGCACGAGAUGCUGCAGGUACUCCGGCUGAUGGUUGGGGUACAGGUAACAGAAGAGCAGUUGGAGAGCAUCACUGACCGCACGGUGCAGGAGGCUGAUGAAGAUGGGGAUGGGGCUGUGUCCUUCCUGGAGUUCACCAAGUCCCUAGAGAAGAUGAACAUCGAGCAGAAGAUGAGCAUCCGCAUCCUGAAGUGACCUUGUCUGUGUGUCUGGCCAGCUUGGAAAGACCAGUUCUGUCUGGAGUUCGUUCUCAGCCCCCCACGGAGGGACGGGCUUCAAUAAACUAUAUUCUUCUACACGGGACUCUAUUUAGGGUCAAGGAGACAAAACUGGAUGGGUGUGUACCAAAGUCUAACUCAUUCGAUCUUAGAUCUGCAAAUCAGCCAACAAUCCCUUGGUUGCAAGUGACUGAAAUCCCAGGUCAAAGGGACUUCAGUUCAGAAGGGAUCUGAUGGGCUCCUGCAAAAGUCAACAAGUGUCUUCAGGCACAGCUGGAACCAAGAGCUCAGAUGAUGCUAUCUGGACUCACUUCUCCAUUUCUCAACCCAUGUUUCGUGUGUUGGCUUCAUUCUAGAAGGGUCUUUCCUCCCAGUGGAGGGUGGCCGCCGGCGCUCCCGGCUUCCUCAGUAAUCCCGUGAGAACAGGUUUUCUUUUUCAAUAAUUUCAAACAGUGUCAUUAGCUCAUUAAGGCCUUGUUCCUUCUUCAGGGGAAUGGAACGUUCUGAUUGGCUAGUUGCUAGAGCGAGGCAAUGGAUCCCGAGGACUCAGGAUGGGUAAGGGAUGAUUGCUUGAAGAACAACAAAGUGCUCUUUAUUUCCAGAAGAAGGGCGUGGCGCUGGUCAGA
Molossus molossus (Pallas's mastiff bat) is the source of this 1240-nucleotide messenger RNA. RefSeq names its product calcineurin like EF-hand protein 2 (gene CHP2). NCBI's taxonomy places the organism in Eukaryota, Metazoa, Chordata, Mammalia, Chiroptera, Molossidae. Bases 1 to 591 code for a protein of 196 amino acids. The record is from RefSeq and is a predicted model, not a curated record. Gene Ontology annotation, molecular function: calcium ion binding. The transcript is spliced from 7 exons.